AUGGGCACAAGCCCUGCAUGCGUAGGCUCCAUUGGCGCUAUUCCUCGACUAGGUUUUGAGGGAAUAUGCUUCUCUGACGGACCAGCUGGCUACGCUCGAUCAGACUUGGUUAGUGUAUUCGCGUCUGGCAUCACCGUGGCAGCGAGCUGGGACGUUGAUCUUAUGUUCAGCUGCGGUGUGGCUUUGGGGGAGGAAUUCAGAGGAAAGGGUGCCCAUUUUCACCUUGGGCCAUCUUCAGGUCCCAUGGGCUGCCAUGCUGUUGGCGGGCGAAACUGGGAGAGUUUCAGACCUGAUCCAUAUUUGGCUGGCGUGGCUAUGAAUGCCUCUGUCCUGGGCAUCCAGUCCGCGGGUGUUCAAGCAUGCUCUAAGCACUAUAUUGGGAACGAACAAGAGCUUCAGUGCACCUCGACAGUGAGUGAUGAUGGCACCGUUACUGAGGCCAUUUCUUCAAACAUCGACAACCGGACCUUACACGAGCUAUAUGCCUGGCCUUUUGCCAACGCUAUCCAUGCUGGGACCGCCGGUAUUAUGUGCUCCGAUAAUCGAGUCAAUGGGCUCUACGCUUGCGAGAAUUCUGCUACCUUGUCCAUUCUCAAGGAGGAGCUCGACUUUCGUAGAUAUGUCGUGUCAGAUUAG
This is a messenger RNA of Clonostachys byssicola, 636 nucleotides long. NCBI's taxonomy places the organism in Eukaryota, Fungi, Ascomycota, Sordariomycetes, Hypocreales, Bionectriaceae. The record is from the annotation of a GenBank genome assembly.